Messenger RNA from Patiria miniata (bat star), 1734 nucleotides. RefSeq names its product 5-hydroxytryptamine receptor 1A-like. The record is from RefSeq and is a predicted model, not a curated record. Lineage: Eukaryota; Metazoa; Echinodermata; Asteroidea; Valvatida; Asterinidae. Gene Ontology annotation, cellular component: membrane. Gene Ontology annotation, biological process: G protein-coupled receptor signaling pathway. The coding region runs from base 478 to 1734 and encodes 418 amino acids. Gene Ontology annotation, molecular function: G protein-coupled receptor activity. The transcript has a single exon.
GCUCUUCGGUGUUCCGUGCAACGCAAAACCGAGUCUCUGACAUGAUUCGCUCGAUUGUGAUUGACUGCGGCUCGUAUUCACAAAACCACUCAUUACUUUCAGCUCAAGAUCUUAAAGUUGGAGGCUUAAGUGUGACAGAAAAUACUCCAUAUUUCUCUGGAUGUAAGAUCAGUGAUACAGUGUCCUCCACGAGACGUAAACACUUGUCUUGCCUUAGCGCCGACUGUGAAGGCAAACUGCUGUAAAGAGGGAAGAAUCUGUCAACACUGAUCUGUCAGGAUAUCGUGGACGGAAUUGGAACUUGAAGAAGCAAAUUUGUAGAACUUCGUCGGUUGUUGUCCAGUUGUCAAAUUCAAUGUGGACAGCAAUCCCAUGUGUUUGUCUGUCGGACUGUCUCAAGUUCUGUCAGUUUUACGGACGGGACACGGAUGACUCUUGAGAUACCUCCGGAAGCUAGUGUUUCAAAAUAUCACCUAGAUGGCAACAAGCGGUAGGCCUAUAUACCCGACAGUCAUCUGGUUCGACAAUGCGAGUAUGACUUACCUAUCAACCACACCAACAGACGAUUUCUCUACCACGGACAUGUUCUCCCAAGACAAGGAUGAACCCGACCUGUCGUUUUUCGUGGUCUACGUCUUUGGGAUACUUCUCCCAUUGUCUCUGUUUAUCAUCACGGGGAACCUGUUGGUGGUGAUCUCGUUGCGUCACGCUAGCUCCACUUGGGCGGUGUUGCAGAAAGCCACCAACACGUUCGUGGCGAGUCUGGCAGUAGCCGACUGCCUGGUGGGAGUGGCAUUGGUCCCCGUCUUCUAUCUUGGAAUCUUCGUCAAGAGUCUCAAGUCGGACUUCUACUUCUGCUUAGUCAUCACGUCUUUGAUGAUGGUGUCUUGCAGCAUCUCCAUGUUACAUGUGUUAGGUAUUGCCUUGGAUCGCUUUCUUGCAGUCAUGUACCCGCUGUUGUACCACAGCCUUAUGACCGAGCGCCGGACUGCUAUUAUGGUUGCCCUGACUUGGUGCCUGGCGAUCGGCUUGGGACUGACCCCGUACCUAGGUUGGAGGAAACCCGCAAGAAAACUGGAGUUCUGCAACAUAGACCAGGUGCUGCCUUUCGGCUACGUUCUGUUCACGUUCAUUUUGGCAUUUGCUGUUCCUCUUCUGACCAUGGCGGUCAUGUACACGCAGAUCACGCUAGCGGCUCGGCGUCACGUUAGGCGCAUCGCCGCGCUGCCGGCAGUCACCGUCAGCCGAUGCGUGGCCGCAUCGACAUCCGAGCGGGGGCCGGGGAGCGACAGGACCUCGGAUCGUCUACAAAAGAUCUUCUCCGUUGGAGACAUGAAAGCUAUAACAACCACCUCCAUAGUUGUCGGGGUCUUCGUUUUGUGCUGGUUGCCUCCGUACAUUCUCAACUUCGUCUUGCAAUACCGCAACGACAACAGGCCCACCGGGUCCGAGCUGAUCCGAGCACCCUUGGUUGAGGCUGCUCUCAACACCUUGGGCUUCGGAAACUCCGCCGCAAACCCCAUCAUCUACGCCUACCGAUACCGGGAAUUCAGACGAGGGAUCAGGAAGAUGUUUGCGAGACUGUGUCGGCCGGUUUGCCUGAGGCUGUGCGGGAGGGACGGAGAAUCGGACGAGGGAAGACAAGUCAAUGUGAUCGACCUUGAACACAUUACUGUCAAUCCGUCGUCCGUGACGAUCGGCGGCAGGCCAAAUCUGGGAAUCUCCUGCUCCUAA